AUGGAAUCGUGUCUGUGGAAUCGCCUUUGUGGAAUCGCUUAUAUGGAAUCGUGUCUGAGGAAUCGUGUCUGUGGAAUCGUGUCUGUGGAAUCGCUUUGGUGGAAUCGUGUCUGUGGAAUCACGUAUGUGGAAUCGUGUCUGCGGAAUCGUGUCUGUGGAAUCGCGUCUGUGAAAUCGCUUAUGUGGAAUCGUGUCUGUGGAAUCGUGCGUGUGGAAUCACGUAUGUGGAAUCGUGUAUGCGGAAUCGUGUCUGUGGAAUCUCGUCUGUGGAAUCGCGUCUCUGAAAUCGCGUCUAUGGAAUCGUGUCUGUGGAAUCGCGUCUGUGGAAUC
Molecule: messenger RNA, 330 nt
Organism: Protopolystoma xenopodis
Lineage: Eukaryota; Metazoa; Platyhelminthes; Monogenea; Polystomatidea; Polystomatidae
Source: the annotation of a GenBank genome assembly